Desarmillaria tabescens is the source of this 1756-nucleotide messenger RNA. Its product is annotated as WD40-repeat-containing domain protein. The transcript has 5 exons. The record is from RefSeq and is a predicted model, not a curated record. Gene Ontology annotation, cellular component: nucleus. Lineage: Eukaryota; Fungi; Basidiomycota; Agaricomycetes; Agaricales; Physalacriaceae. The coding region runs from base 316 to 1572 and encodes 418 amino acids. Gene Ontology annotation, molecular function: protein binding.
CCACUCGCUCCACCGUUCUCGACACGUUCCAUAACAUCUAUUUGAUAUCCGUUAGUAGUAUAUAAGAGCUACGUACCGCUGUAGUAGCUCGGGUUUUUCGCAACAAACCAGCCUUUACACCUAUCACACAUCGCGUGAAACUCCUUCGUGAGAGUACGUGACUUUCGCCACCCUCUCACUAUCGUUGUGCUAAAAGGAACCGUGAACACUGGUAACUGGGUUCAAAGCGCCCGAUCAUAGUCACAGCCACUUGAGCGAGUUGUAUUAUACCACAUCAUCUCCUUAUGACAUCGUACACCACUGGCUGAAACUUCCAUGACCCAAACAACUUUUCUUCAAUAUGAGGCUCCUUGGCCUGUGCACAGUUUAGAUUGGUGCAAGUCGGCCGCGCCAGGACAGCAACUUUGGCCGCGCUCUGCCUACCGUAUUGGCAUCGCCUCAUUCACCGAAAAUUACAACAACCGCAUCGCAGUCAUCGGUCUACAAGACGAGCGAGUCCUUGUCGAAGACGACUACACGGACCAAUACCCCGACUUUGCCACGCUUUGUGAGGCACCCCACGGAUAUCCAGCCACCAGUUUGCAGUGGCAGCCAGCUUCAGCGACGAGUCAUUCAUGGACGCAGAAAUCGCCAACGACGGAGUUACUUGCGACCACGGGUGAUGCGCUUAGGGUGUGGGAGUAUGCAAGCGAUGCCUCUUCACAAAUGUCGAGUUAUGUCGGCCGCCAGUCAGCCGCCAUGUCGCAUAGUCUUACGUUGAAGACUGCAUUGUCGGGGCAAUCCAAAGUCCAGAAUCAGUCAACUGGUGCUCCUUUGACCAAUUUCUCAUGGAACGAGAAAGUUCCCAGUCUUAUUGUGACUUCUUCCAUCGAUACAACGUGCACAGUCUGGAACAUAGAUACCGCAGCAGCCAUAACACAGCUUAUUGCCCAUGAUCGCGAAGUUUACGACGUUGCAUGGUUGCCAGGCUCGACCGAUAUCUUUGUAUCUGUCGGAGCAGAUGGCAGUCUUCGCGCUUUUGAUUUGAGGAGCUUAGAGCACUCCACAAUCCUGUACGAAACACCAGUUCCAAAGAAUGUUCCAGUCCCCUCUGUGUCGCCUUCCUCUUCUGCCCGUCCACCGACUUCCCCUUUGCUGAGAAUCGCAUUCAAUCCUUCAGAUUCGAAUUACAUGUCUACAUUCCACAUGGACGGCUCUGAGGUACAGAUAUUAGACAUGCGGAGUCCUGGCCAGCCCGUCAUAGAGUUGAAGGCUCACCAUGCGCCGGUUAACGCGUUAGGAUGGGGGUCCGCCGAGCACCCUCUGCUAGCAACUGCCGCUGACGAUUGCCAGCUACUAUUGUGGGACUUGGCAAGUUACACGCAGACAGGCGCAUCACCCAGAAGCGCCGGAUCGCGUUUGAAUUCUCCGAGACCUGAUCCCGUGAUGGCGUACACGGCCCCAAGUCAGAUAACGAACUUGGCCUGGUCUCCUUUAAUUAAAGGGAUGACGAUGAAUACGGGCCACACUACUGGGACUGGGGAAUGGGUAGCCAUUGCCAGCGGCAAGUCUAUUCGCGCGUUGAAAGUAUGAUACAGCACCGCUUUGAUAGGCAUAUCGACCAAUCCGUGUUAUCUGCGACCCCAUGGACUUAAUUACCGGUUGAAUGCUUGCUAUAUGUGCUUAUCAUGGCUGCGUGGCUUGUGGCGACACCAGGAUCCACUCUUCAAUGUAUCUGGGGACAGGCUAAUAUAUUUCUUGGCCUUCUUGAUUACCU